Molecule: messenger RNA, 1388 nt
Organism: Eufriesea mexicana
Lineage: Eukaryota; Metazoa; Arthropoda; Insecta; Hymenoptera; Apidae
Exons: 4
Coding region: 145-1371 (408 amino acids)
Source: RefSeq, a predicted model, not a curated record
UGUGAGGUGUAUUCGCGCGACGUUCGUGUAGCGUUUGUCCGUGAAAUUGGCAAACAGACGUGAAAGGUUACCGGACAGGAAAGCAUUUAACGAACGUUUUUGUGAUUCAGAAGUUGUAUUAUCUUCGGAACGUGUACGCCUAGAAUGGAACUAAAGGAUCUAGGAAUCGACGAACAUCUAUUCGAGGAAGCACUUCGAAACAAGGAACCGGGCAAGUUGUUCCAAAUCUUGGAGAUUCGACCUCACAGUAUGACGGAGAAGGGAUUGAAUUUCUUCAGUGAUAUAUUCCGUGUACACAUUCAAUACACUGUCACCUCUAACGAAAAGAAGACUGAAACGAGAUCGGAAAAUUGGAUAAUUAAGAUGGAACCAUCAGAGAAAAUACCACUGCUCAUGCUACGUGAGCAGGAUAUGUUCCUAGUGGAAUUGUCAGUUCUUCGUGACUUUUUACCCAAGAUAAAGGAAUUUGUCAAGCAUCAAUUGAGUCCGAAUCUUUACUACGGCUCUUCCAAUCCUCAUAUUCUUAUCAUGGAAGAUUUGAAAGAGAGGGGGUUCAUCAUGAAAGAUCGGCAGAAAGGAUUGACAUUUGAACACUGUCGUUUAGUUAUGGAACAACUUGCGAGAUUACACGCUGGAUCUGUUGCUGUUUUCGAAAAGCAUCCAGAGAUGAUCGAGCGUUUCAAAGAUGGCGGCAUCGUGACAGACAAAUGUUCCACACUUUAUAUGCGAAUGAUGGAAGUGAGCCUACUACGAAUGGGUACCCAGAUGCGAAAAUGGCCGAACGAAAAGUGUCACAGCCCGGCGGAGAAGCUAAUUAAAUUAUCGGAAACCAUCGGAGAACGAUGCAAAGAGGUGAAUAAUUACGAUGAGGGUGAAUUUUGUGUGCUGAAUCACGGCGAUUGUUGGGUUAACAACAUGGUAUUCAAGGAGAACGAAAAAGGACAACCUACUGAUCUUCUGCUGCUGGAUUAUCAAUUUUCCGUUUACACUUCUCCGUGCAUCGACCUGUUAUACUUCUUGAACACGUGUCCUGAAUUUGGCAUAAAGUACGAUUACGACGAUCGUUUAUUGAAGAUCUAUUUAGACAAAUUGGAGGAGACAAUGACAGACAUCGGUUGCAAGAGGAAGCCACCGACGAUGAAAGAAUUAAUGGAAGCGAUUCACAAAAGAAGAGCGCACACAGUUUUAGCCGGGGUGGUGCUUUACUUCCGGAUGAUCGCAAACAAAGAGGACACCGAGUCGUUCACAACGCUGUACGAGAAGUUUGGAGGGGAGACUAAAAUGGACGUUUUCAAAAAUCCACACGCAAUGAAAAUAGCGCAAAAGAUAUUUCCAAUUAUGGACGAGAGAGGUUAUUUUGAUUUUGACUAAAACGAUUACUCGAGCAC